Messenger RNA from Sinocyclocheilus rhinocerous, 602 nucleotides. Its product is annotated as coiled-coil domain-containing protein 74B-like. Bases 1 to 594 code for a protein of 197 amino acids. The record is from RefSeq and is a predicted model, not a curated record. Lineage: Eukaryota; Metazoa; Chordata; Actinopteri; Cypriniformes; Cyprinidae. The transcript is spliced from 6 exons.
AUGGAGCUUCCAAAGUCGAGCAACAGCAACAAGUUCCAGAGAGACAGGAAGAACUAUCUGGAACAGACUUUGGAGGAAACCUGCUCACCACAAGCCACAGAGAUCAGCAGUCAUUUACAAUGUAGAGAAACCAGAUCAAACUCCCUCACAGCCGACAGAACAGAAGCCAAAGCAGGGUUCAUCACUUCUCUACAGCCUCUGAUGAUCCAGUGUAGUCCAUCUCAGGCCCCUCGACCUCCCACCCUACAGGAAUGUGAGGUCAUCAUACGCCAGCUGUACAACGCUAACAGCCUACAGUCCCAGGAGAUCCAACGUGUGAAAGCCGUUCUCAAAGACAUUGUAUUCAACAAGAAAAUAAUUGCAGAGAAUUACAUUUUGACCAAGGCUUAUCUUGCUGAUGGUAAAAGAGCUGACGAAUCAGACACAUUUCCUCAGCUUUCUCUCCAAACACUGCCUAAAGGACUACCUGUGUCUCAGGCUACUAAAGCAGAGAAAGUGAUCCUCCCUGCCCUCAAACAGCCCCUCAACGUAGCAGACAGACACGGGAGGACUCAGGCUGUGCAGAGACGUCGUCUACAGAGGACUAUGCGCUGAAGGACCAG